UUUCCAAACCAGAGCCCUCCCACAGUCUGCUUCGUUCUUAUUUGGCCAGCGAAAAACAGAGCAUUCUCCGAUGUCCAAGGAGUGUUGCAAGAUUAUCAUCGUGCCACAGUGGAAGAGCAAGUAGCAAGAUUUUUGUCUAUUCUUGCCCAAACUGGUGGCAAGUAUCGCAAUUUGGCUUUCUAUUAUCAUCGAAGUAUUGGGACUAUCAGUAAGCAUUUUCAUAAUGUCUUGCGAGCUGUGAUAAGUUUAGCACUUCAAUUCCUGAAUCAACCUAGUGCAACAACGCCAGUGUCCUCCGUAAUAGGCAGUAACUCUAGAUUUUUUCUGUACUUCAAGGAUUGCAUUGGGGCUAUUAAUGGUACACACUUUCGAGUGAAAGUAAAUCGCGCCAGUCAAACUCGUUUUAGAGGUCGGAAAGAAUGGCCUACUCAAAAUGUUUUAGCUUCAUGCAACUUUGACUUGCAAUUCCUAUACGUUUUAGCUGGGUGGGAAUGGACAGCAUCUGAUUCAAGGAUUUUAAAAGAUGCAUUGGCUAGACCACAUGGGCUUGUAAUACCAGAAGGGAAAUUCAAUCUCGGAGAUGGUGCGCUAAUGUUACGUGCUUCGUUGUUAACAUCAUACAGACGUGUUCGGUAUCACUUAAAGGGAACCAAAAGAAAAGCUCCCAUGGGAGAUGUAUCUACCAAUCAAUUUGAGGUCAUGGCUGUCAACAUGAGCAGGAUGGCAUCAGGUAUAGAGAAAGGUAAUGUGAUUGUUGAACGAUCUGCCAAGGCUAUGGAGAAAGGAAAUGAGAUUAAAGAGAGGUCUUUGGUGAUUCUCGACCAUCAUAAGACUCACAUCUACAAAGAGGGAGAAAUUUUCCCAGAAUUGCAACGCUAUGAUAUUCCUGGAGAAAUGAGGUUGAAUGGCUAUAAGUAUCUAGCAAAAAAUCCGGAUACCACAAGGGCUUUAUUUGGCUGGCCAGAAGAGUAUCGACAAUAA
Molecule: messenger RNA, 981 nt
Organism: Linum tenue
Lineage: Eukaryota; Viridiplantae; Streptophyta; Magnoliopsida; Malpighiales; Linaceae
Source: the annotation of a GenBank genome assembly